AUGAAGUUCACCCUGGGCAUUAGGUCGCGGGCGUGGAGAGAGUCCUGGGAACCGGCAGCGGCGGCGGCAGCGGGCACGGAGGCCGGCCGUAGCGCGCUAGGCGGCGGCGCACAGCGCGUUUCCAGCCCGCCGCAGGGCCGCCGCGGCUCUCCGCUCGCCGGCGUCCUCCCUCUAUGCCUCUCCCGCCGCUGCGGCGCCCGAGCUCUCCCGGACUGCGCCGGGCCCAGCCCCGGCCGCCCCGGCGCCAGGCAGCUGGCUGGCCCGCGCGCUAUGGAGCAGACAUAUGGCGAGGUGAACCAACUGGGCGGCGUAUUCGUCAACGGCCGCCCCUUGCCCAACGCCAUCCGCCUGCGCAUCGUGGAACUGGCGCAGCUGGGCAUCCGACCCUGUGACAUCAGCCGGCAGCUGCGCGUAUCCCACGGGUGCGUGAGCAAGAUCCUGGCGCGCUACAACGAGACAGGCUCUAUCCUGCCCGGAGCCAUCGGAGGCAGCAAACCUCGUGUCACCACCCCGAACGUGGUCAAGCACAUCCGGGACUACAAGCAGGGCGACCCUGGCAUCUUCGCCUGGGAGAUCCGCGACCGGCUGCUGGCCGACGGCGUCUGCGACAAGUACAACGUGCCCUCCGUGAGCUCCAUCAGCCGCAUCCUGCGCAAUAAAAUUGGCAGCCUGACGCAGCCCGGGCCAUACGAGGCGAGCAAGCAGCCGCCACCACAGCCGGCGCUGCCCUACAACCACAUCUACCAGUACCCCUACCCCAGCCCCGUGUCGCCCACGGGGGCCAAGAUGGGCGGCCACCACGGGGUCCCGGGUACAGCAGGCCACGUCAGUAUCCCCCGUUCAUGGCCCUCAGCGCACUCGGUUAGCAACAUUCUGGGCAUCCGGACGUUUAUGGAGCAAACAGGGGCCUUGGCCGGGAGCGAAGGCGUCGCCUACUCCCCCAAGAUGGAAGACUGGGCCAGUGUGAACCGCACCGCUUUCCCCGCCACUCCAGCGGUGAAUGGGCUUGAGAAACCCGCCUUGGAGGCGGACAUUAAAUAUACUCAGUCGACCUCUGGCCUCUCCGCAGUGGGCGGCUUCCUCCCGGCCUGCGCCUACCCGGCCUCUAACCAGCAGGGCGUGUACAGCGCGCCGGCCAGCGGCUACCUCGCCCCGGGCCCGCCGUGGCCACCGGCGCAGGCUCCCCCGCUGGCGCCCCCCGGGGCCGGCAUCACCGUGCACAGUGGGGAGCUCGCCUCAGCGAUGACCUUCAAGCAUCCCAGCAGAGAAGUGGCCGACCGGAAGCCGCACAGCCCCAGCGACAAGGCCCCCGAUGGCCUCAGUAGCUUACACGGACUGCCCAUCCCGGCCUCGACUUCCUAG
This is a messenger RNA of Hipposideros armiger (great roundleaf bat), 1362 nucleotides long. RefSeq names its product paired box 1 (gene PAX1). Gene Ontology annotation, biological process: regulation of transcription by RNA polymerase II; anatomical structure development. Gene Ontology annotation, molecular function: DNA-binding transcription factor activity, RNA polymerase II-specific; RNA polymerase II cis-regulatory region sequence-specific DNA binding. The record is from RefSeq and is a predicted model, not a curated record. The transcript is spliced from 5 exons. The coding region runs from base 1 to 1362 and encodes 453 amino acids. Lineage: Eukaryota; Metazoa; Chordata; Mammalia; Chiroptera; Hipposideridae.